Molecule: messenger RNA, 377 nt
Organism: Saccoglossus kowalevskii
Lineage: Eukaryota; Metazoa; Hemichordata; Enteropneusta; Harrimaniidae
Product: sulfotransferase 1B1-like
Molecular function (GO): sulfotransferase activity
Source: RefSeq, a predicted model, not a curated record
GUACAACGUGGACCACUGAAAUGGUAUCUUUGAUAAUGAAUGGUGGUGAUACAGAAUACAACAUGUCUGAUAUACAACAUACAAGAGUACCGCAGAUUGAAGUGAACUACAAGCCAAAUAUCAUGCGAUUCAUAUAUGUUGCAAGAAAUCCCAAAGAUAUGCUUGUGUCGUAUUACUAUUUGUAUAAGAUGUGCCGUGUUCAUGGUUGUUAUGAAGGCUCUUGGGCUGUAUUCUUCCGCAAAUUUAUAAAUAAACAGCGAAUUAUAGGAGACUGGAGAAAUCACUUCACAUUGGCUCAAAAUGAAGAAUUCAACAAACUCUACGAAUACAAGAUGAAAGACACUGGUCUAUCAUUUCAGUGGGAUGGCGACAAUUAA